GCACUGGCAUCAUGUGACUAUUCUCAGAGGGGCCAAGCAUUUUUCAUUGCCCCCAUGAUAACCCAGUACCAUUAUAUACUACUAAGGAUUCCCACCUAAAACUGCCGGGGCCACAGAACGUUUGGAGCCCCCUUAGCCAGGCUUUGGCCCAUGUAAGGCUCCCUGCUUGCUGAUGGACAACUUUCUGCUAACCCACAACCGCGCUGGGGAUUGCGGGGAUGCAGGGAACUGUAAUUGAGCUAUGGCCUUAAUAAGCGGCAGGUUGCACAUCCCAGAGCCAUAAACCGGUUCGAUGCCUUCCGCCCCCGACUGCUCCCCACACAGCCCGAGAGGUGGCCCCAGCAGCGCGGCGCUGACAGCCAUCAGGGAGCGGGGUGGAGAGCAGGUAGAGCCGAGCGGGCUGAUGAGAUGCUAUAUAGCGCCUAACAGGGACUACCGGGGGCGGAAGGCCCCACCCACAACACACCCAGAGAAGGCGGGGCCGCCAGAGCAUACACACAUUCCCUAUACCAGGCACCACAUAGGAAGCUAGUGCCGGCGCUAGCCCAUAUACACUACGUACUGUGUAUGCUGAGGGGCCCAGCCCAAGAACACACCCUGUGGGUGCUGCUGCUGCGGAGAGAGACUACAGGAACCUGCCCGCACUAUAUACCCUGCCCGCACUAUAUACCCUGCCCGCGAAUAGAGCGCGGGGAUGCAUACAGAGACCCACUCGGUCUUCAAUCUCUGAAAAAUAUGUGGAAAAUUUGAAGAACUGGAAAAACUGCAUACAUUUUGCAAAGGACAACUCGCAUCGACUUCUACAUGAAUUUUCAAGAUGGAGGCUGAAACUAUACGUUCGAGAUUUUCAAAUAUUGCGUCUAGAAAGGUCUUCAAUCUCUGAAAAAUAUGUAGAAAAUUUGAAGAACUGAAAAAACUGCAUACAUUUUGCAAAGGACAACUCGCAUCGACUUCUACAUGAAUUUGCAAGAUGGAGGCUGAAACUAUACGUUCGAGAUUUUCAAAUAUUGCGUCUAGAAAGGUCAAACAGAAGAAACCAUGGCCCUUGCAGACCACACAAGCUGCAUUAGACAAGGAGAAGAGCUGCCCCCAUUCCCUGACAUUAUAGAACUCAAUGUUGGCGGGCAGGUUUAUAUCACUCGGUAUCCCACAUUGGUCAGUGUGCCUGGCUCUCUCCUCAGCGAGAUGUUUUCUCAAAGAAACUCUCGUCCUCUAGCCCGUGACAGCAAAGGACGUUACUUUUUAGAUCGUGAUGGGUUUCUCUUCAGAUAUGUCUUGGAUUACAUGAGGGACCAGCAGCUGGUACUUCCUGACCACUUUCCAGAAAGGCUGAGGUUGCAGAGAGAAGCAGAGUUCUUCAGACUUCCAGAACUGGUAAAGAUCUUAGCACCCAAAGUCAGCAAGCAGAAUUCCAUCGGCGACGAUGCUUUUCAAAGUGACUCCGAGGAGCAGUCGCCAAAUGUAGAGGUGGCACGAAAUUUGGCUUCUGUCAGUGCAGCUCUUGCAGCUGCUGCCGGCAACCAAUCCACCAUGUCUGACCUCCGCCGCUCUGGCUUCAUCACCAUUGGAUACAGAGGCUCUUAUACUCUAGGACGUGACAGCCAAACAGAUGCCAAAUUCAGAAGGGUGGCACGGAUUAUGGUUUGUGGCAAAACUUCCUUGGCCAAAGAGGUAUUUGGGGACACUUUGAAUGAUAGCCGGGAUCCAGACCGACCACCUGAAAGAUAUACUUCAAGGUACUACCUGAAGUUCACCUUCCUAGAACAGGCUUUUGAUAGGUUGGCAGAUGCUGGAUUUCACAUGGUUGCUUGUAACUCCACUGGAACCUGCGCUUUUGCUCAUGACCAAACAGAUGACAAGAUCUGGACAUCUUACACUGAAUAUGUUUUCUACCGUGAGUGACCCAAAUUGCUUAAAUAUCCACUCUCCUACCCAACCUUUUCCUCACCCGUGUCUCCUGCUGAACCUUGUGUAGAGGUAGACUGCAUACUAACUUCUGUGACGUGCAACUCCUGCCAUUACAAUCAUGCAGAACCUUCCUAUAGACUCCAACCCUUUGUCUGUCCAGUAGAAUAAUGCCCUCGGGACUGACCGGAUGAAGAUGCCACCAACCUUGCAGACUUUCCAUUACCUUUUUUCCAGCCCCUCUUAUUUUUUCUUGAGAAAUAGAUGUAUAUAGACAUGUUCCUAAUUUUGUCACUGUAAGAAGGGGUUUUGAUGACAAAAAUCUGCUAAAUGGCCAUAUACUUAUCUAAAGCAGGUAUUUUAUACUCUAGCUUGGUGAGCAGUUAUGAGGCUCCGCUGCAUUUAUUGCUCUAGACUUAAUCCUCUCAGCAGCGCAAUGCUAACCAGCUACAGUGUAUGGGAACCAAGUAUGACCUACGCUUAAGCCACUGUGAACCAUUUUCUGGUAUAAGCUGUUUUCUGACAACUGGCAUGUUGUUGUUGAACUGCCUUCUGUUUCUUACGUAGAAAUGCAUUGUAUAUGUACAUAAUGUUUUAUCUGCAGCAAGCCAUUGUCCAUCUUGUGGCCCCCACAUGUUUUUGACUGCAACUCCCAGCAUCCUCUAGUCAGCCUUUGCCGAUGCUGCUUGUUGUUCACAACACCUAAAGGCCUGCAGCUGGACAACCCUGUUAUAGCCGAGGGAGGCAAAGGCAAUACUACAAAAACUCGCCAUGAAGCACAAUAAUUAAAGCACACAGCUCAUUAAUAAAAUAAAGGGAGUUAUAAAAAUCAAUUAAUAAUUUAAGCAAAAUCUACUUUCUUCAAGUGGAAAAGUACCCCAGGCCAGUGCAUUGUUUGAAAAAGGGGAUUACCAGGCUGGGGUCGGAUCACUGGGGGUUUCUUACAACUUGACCCACUAGAGAGUCUACAUUUAUUUUAAACAGAAAGUUCACCUGUAUAUGAACAAACUUAAGUAUGCUAUAGAUACACCUAUUCUGAACAACCAA
Xenopus tropicalis (tropical clawed frog) is the source of this 2952-nucleotide messenger RNA. RefSeq names its product provisional ortholog of potassium channel tetramerization domain containing 12. Bases 1039 to 1902 code for a protein of 287 amino acids. Lineage: Eukaryota; Metazoa; Chordata; Amphibia; Anura; Pipidae. Gene Ontology annotation, cellular component: plasma membrane; neuron projection. Gene Ontology annotation, biological process: G protein-coupled receptor signaling pathway; protein homooligomerization. The transcript is spliced from 4 exons. The record is from RefSeq and is a predicted model, not a curated record.